UAGAAAUAACAUUAUCGAUUGUUUAAAACGAAAUGUUUUUAAAAUAUUUGAUUUCCACAAUAUUCUUCUGCAUAAUUUCGUUUGGAAAUGGGAUUUGUGAAGACUGUAAUUUGGAUGAAGUGCAUCUUCAUUUAUUUGGACAGAUUGAAAAUAUUAAACAAUCAUUACAAAUAGUAAACAAUCGCAUGGAUGUAAUUAACGAUAGAUAUUCAUCUAUUAUUGACAAAAAAGAAACUUGUGAAAAUCCACCCAAACCUUCCCGAUCCAUGUUCGAUAUACGCUUUGAUAGCUUGCCCAAACAUUGUGCUACCAAUGCAGUGCCACCCAGCUCAUGUGCCGAAGCCACUAAAUGCACUCGUACCAGUGGCAUUUAUAAUAUCACUGAUUAUCGCUAUAGCAAUCAGACGUUCACGGUUUAUUGCGACUAUGACUAUAACGAUGGGGAUUGGUUAUACUUUUUAACGCGCUUUAAUGGUAGAGAGAAUUUUAAGCGAACCUGGAAUGAAUAUGUUUAUGGUUUUGGCAAUGUUGCCAAUGAAUAUUGGUUGGGUUUAGAGCGUCUCUAUGCUCUAACAAACUAUUAUGGACCACAAGAGUUAAUUGUGUAUAUUGAAAAUUUUGAAGGUAUAGCGAAAUAUGCACGAUAUAGUGAUUUUGUUAUUGGCAAUGCAAGUGAAAAAUAUAAAUUAAAGACAUUGGGAGAAUAUUCGGGUACAGCUGGUGAUAGUAUGAGCAAUCAAUUUGGCUGCUAUUUUACUACAUAUGACAAUGAUAAUGAUAUGAAUGAUCCAUUAAAUUGUGCUCAAGAAUAUGGAGGUGGUUUUUGGUUUAAUAGUUGUACUACUGCAAAUCCCACUGGAUUAUAUAAACGUGGUUUACAUAUAUAUAAUGGAGAUAAUGGAGAUAUUGGAAGCUUUUGGCUUGAUUUUGGUGGCUGGAAUUAUUCCCAUAAAACAAUUAUAUUCAUGAUACGUCGUAAAAGUGCCAUAAAAUUAAAAUAAUUUAGUUUUUCUUAUAACAACAACUUUUUAAAUUAAAUUAGUUUGUGUUUUUUAAAAUAAUUAACUAAAAUUAUUGAAUUUAAUGAAAC
Molecule: messenger RNA, 1090 nt
Organism: Lucilia sericata (common green bottle fly)
Lineage: Eukaryota; Metazoa; Arthropoda; Insecta; Diptera; Calliphoridae
Product: angiopoietin-related protein 2-like
Exons: 4
Coding region: 33-1001 (322 amino acids)
Source: RefSeq, a predicted model, not a curated record